Messenger RNA from Patiria miniata (bat star), 4437 nucleotides. RefSeq names its product transient receptor potential cation channel subfamily A member 1 homolog. The record is from RefSeq and is a predicted model, not a curated record. NCBI's taxonomy places the organism in Eukaryota, Metazoa, Echinodermata, Asteroidea, Valvatida, Asterinidae. Gene Ontology annotation, molecular function: protein binding; monoatomic ion channel activity. Gene Ontology annotation, biological process: monoatomic ion transport; transmembrane transport. Gene Ontology annotation, cellular component: membrane.
GCUAGUUGGCGUGGAUGAAAUUGUGUAAAUAAAAUGGUUCACUGCACAUUCACACUAAGUUGACUUGGACCAUCUAGAACGGAAAAUCAACGCCCUAUGCAUUGGGACGAAAACGAAAGCUUCAUGAACCCAUCAGCCGGAAAACGUUCCAGCAAUCGCAAUAAUAAAACUGUUUCCCUUUCGCACAGCGAUUCCGAAGCUUUGUUAGUGGCCGAGGCAGCCAAAGAUUUACCACCUGUCGUGUACCCACACGCGUACCACUCGCCCUUGGAAAUCAACGAUCUCCCGGUAGUGGCCAGUGUACAGGACGCUGCGGUCGAAUCCUCGGAAACUGGGACGACACCACCAAACAGUUCACUACAGGUACAUGUACAAACAAGGCCCGAUUCUGCCCCCUCAGAACACAGUGAAGCCAGUGCGAGCCGUAUUAACGUGCUACCGGCUUUGAAAAACACCACUACGUGGCAAGCAAGGGUUGCCCCUUCGGAAAAUAGAGAGAAAGAACCUCCUCAGAACGAUCAAAACGGGCUUGCAGAGAGUCCAGAACCGAUCCAUUCUCCGAUAGGGACAGCGUCAUUGCUGUCAAACUCCACGGGGAGCAUGCCUCGGAGCGACGGCGCGCUGGAUCGUGAGGACACGGUGGAGAUGAAGGAAUACCGUAGACGGCAGGAGAUGCCGAAGUACGCCCCUAAUUGGCCAACUCCAGAAGAGCUGGAUGAAGCGGAGGUUGGGAGGGGUUUGCCAACCUCAGAUAGUACCGAAGAUCUGAGCACUCUCAUCAGUAUCCAUCAGGCUGCCCGGGAUGGAGCAAUUGACAUCAUGCGGCGUUACCUGGACCAGAUAGGCUCCAACAAACGGAAACGCGUUAACAAACUCGACGAGAACAAUCUGAGCGCGCUCCACUAUGCGGCCCGUUACAACCACCUGGAGAUCGUUAAGCUGCUCAUUAAGCAUCAAGCAGACAAACAGUGCAGGGGUGAAGACAAUACCACUCCCAUGCACUACGCCGCUCGCUGCAAACGCACAACCGUCAAGGCAUCCCCAACAGGCUCGGAAGACGAUGACGAUGAUGAUGAGGAUAAUGACACAAGGGACGGUGUCAUCUCCUAUCUGGAGUCCCAAGGGGCGGACGUCAACGUUCAGGACAUCUAUGGACAGACACCGCUGCAUUUUGCUGCCAUGAGGGGGAACGAUGUUGCUGCCAAGGAACUGUUGAACUCGAAAAAAAUCCUUCAUGAGGCUGUUGACAAGCAGUUGAUGACUCCCCUGCACAUGGCAUGCACCCACGGCAACCUUGAGAUCGCUAAGAUGCUGAUCGAGAAAGGAGCGGUGUUGCGCUGCACGGACGAGGAAGGGAACACCCCUCUCUUGGUGGCCUGCACUGAGGGUCACGUGGAGAUCGUCCAGAUGCUGUUUGAGGCCGGUGGGCAGCAAGGUGUUCUAGGCCAGAUGUUGACUGAUUCAGACUAUGACGACAACUCACCGUUGCAUGUAGCAGUGGACAGCGGCAAGCAGCAAAUUGUUCAGAUGUGCCUCGAAAAAGGUGCCAAGCUGAACAGUUAUGACAAGCAGCGCAACACGCCACUUCACAUCGCUGCAGGGGCAGGUCAUAUAGACAUUGUCAAGCUGCUCUUGAGUAAGUCUGCUAACGUGGAUGCUCUCAACAUUGAACGGGCCACACCGCUGCACCGUGCCUGCGCGUUCAAUCGACACCAAGUUGUGGAGUACCUACUGAAAAGCGGUGCAAGAAUUGAACGUCGCGACAAGGACAACUUUACGCCAUUACUGAUCGCUGCGAGCAAUGGACACAGCGCAACCAUUGCCGUGCUCCUCAAGUACGGCGCAAACAUCCGCGCCGUUGAUAAACACGAGAAGAGCUCCAUGUUCUGGGCUGCCCAAGAAAACGAAGUCCAAGCAUUGACGGUUUUGUUGGACCACCGCAAACACAAGGCUAAGAAACUACUGAUGGCCAGUGAUCGUUAUAACAACACGCCACUGCAUGUCGCUGCUGAACAUGGCUACAUCAAUAUUGUCAAGAUUUUACUGGAUCGAGGAGCAAGUUUAGAAGCCAAGAAUGAGGAGGAGCAGACAGCUCUGCAUCUCGCUGCCGCACACGGACGAGUUCACACCCUAAUGGAGUUAGUCCGUCGCGACUUGACAGGCAUCAAUGACGAAGACGAGGAUUCCAACACGCCGUUGCAUUUAGCGGCUUCCGAGGGCCAUGCUAAGUGUGUCCUAGCACUCAUUGACGCAGGGGCCGAUAUUGAAGCAAGGAACCAGUCGUUGUGGACUCCGUUGGACUGCUCAGCAGCCAAUGGUUGGGUGAAGUGCGCCACCGCUCUGCUGGAAAACGACAGUCCCAUUGAUCCAAUUGAUAAAACCAGGACUACACCGCUUCAUUUGGCCUCCAAGAAUGGCCACGUUGACAUGGUCAAGCUGCUGUGUGAACGGGGAGCGGAUCUGUCACUGAAAGAUGGGAAUGAACACAACUGCAUGGACCUUGCUAUCGACAAGGGACAUGAACAAGUGGCCCGCGCCAUCAUUGCCCACAAGCAUUGGCAGCAUGCCAUGUAUUCAACCAGCAAGGACAAGUUUACUAAGAUCAGGUCGACUCCGAUGCGCAAACUGAUCAAGAAGAUGCCGGAUGUGGCAGAGGCCGUCUUCAACCGGUGCGUGUCCGAGAACGAAUUCCCUGCCGAACACAAGAAGUACUGCAUCACCUUUGACUACGAGCUCUUGGAUGACAUGUUCUCCAAGUGGGACGAUAACAGCCCAGACAACGUUUCUGAGGUUUCUGGAGGCUCGGACGACAACAGUCCGUUCAUGGAGAACGGAAAACUCUCCAGCAAUGCCUCACCCUACUCCUCAAAUGCCAAGGUGUUGAGAUUGAACCACCCGCUGACAAUAAUGGUGAACUCCAAACGUGACGAGUUGCUCGGGCACCCGCUGGUCACCAGCCUCAUGCAGCAUAAGUGGGACAGCUACGGCCGCUUCUUCUACUACACAUCCCUGGUAUUCUAUGCUCUGUUCCUGGUGUUUCUGACCGGCUACGUUGUGACCAACCCCCCGUCAUUUUACUUCACUGCGAAUCUGACGGCGGGAACUUUUGAAUGGAAAGCAGACGGAAAGGAACGUUGGGAGCAAGGCUUCAGCUCGGCCACUCAUUACCUCUUUGGGAAUGUGGGACACUGGGUCAUCAUUUUCCUGUCUGCGGUCAACAUUGUGAAAGAGCUCGUGCAGUUGUACCAUCAGAAGUUGAACUACUUUGGCUGGGUUAAUCUGUUAGAGUGGGCUAUCUACACGUUGUCCAUUCUGUUCGUGAUCCCUUGGUCUGGUGUCUACUAUCCUUAUGGCACUGAGGGAAAAGAAUGUAUUGUGGAACCAGGCACCAAUUGCAUCAUGCUUCGAUUGCCAUGGCAGUGGCAGUUAGGGGGCGUGGCUGUGUUCUUGGCCUGGAUCAACCUGAUUCUGUUCCUGAGGAAGUUUCCACAGUUUGGGAUUUACAUCGUCAUGUUCACAGAUGUGCUGAAGACGUUCCUUCAGUUUGCGAUCGUCUUCUUCCUCUUCAUCAUUGCGUUUGGACUGGCGUUCUACUCACUCCUUCAGAACCAGCAAUCCUUCCACCGUGUCCACUACGCCCUGGUCAAGACUUUUGUCAUGAUGAUUGGCGAAUUUGAAUUUGACAGCAUCUUCCACAAUUUGAACUACUUGCGCUACGGUCAGGACGCUAUGGAAGACAAGGAGUUGUUCCUUGCGGAGGUGUACUAUGCUGGAGUCACUUACGUCAUCUUUGUCAUCUUCGUGAUCAUCAUGUCAAUCAUCAUCAUGAACUUACUGGUUGGUCUGGCUGUAGAUGACAUUAAAGAAGUCCAGGAACAAGCCAAGCUGAAACGUCUGGGCAUGCAGGUCAAUCUGGCAAUGGAAGUACAAGAGGCUUUGCCGUCAUUCUUAUGGAAGCUUUCCAUUAGGAAGACGAUCUCCGUGCAUCCUAACCAGCAGAGUCGGACCAUAUUCGCUCAAUUUUACCGUUGGUACUCGGGACGUGAGGAGCUUCUGAGCGAUACAAUCAUGACCGCUCUGAAUCCACCGAAGACUGAGCUGGAGGAGAUCAAGGACCAACAAGAUGAACUGGCCAGCACCUUGAAGAACGUGAAGUACAGACUGAAGAUGAUGAGGACUCAGAAUGAUCGGAUUGAAGCCAUGAUGGAAGCACUGAUCAAGAAGACGGAGGUGGACUUUGAAGAAGGAGAGGCAUCCGAAGAAGUGGGAGAGUAAAGGUCAAAGGUCACGUACAUCAGUGCAUAACAACUGAGUCUGUGUUAAUGACGGAGCAAUUGAUGAUAUUCAGUAUUUAAAGGCAUAUAGGAUCAUUUGCUUUUCAAGCAUUUAAUUCGUUUUCAAUAAUAAAACCACUCAUAAUCCAAAGAAGAAUGUUCA